This is a messenger RNA of Acanthopagrus latus (yellowfin seabream), 1722 nucleotides long. It is a transcript of the gene adi1, whose product is annotated as acireductone dioxygenase 1. The record is from RefSeq and is a predicted model, not a curated record. The transcript is spliced from 4 exons. Gene Ontology annotation, molecular function: acireductone dioxygenase [iron(II)-requiring] activity. The coding region runs from base 293 to 832 and encodes 179 amino acids. Lineage: Eukaryota; Metazoa; Chordata; Actinopteri; Spariformes; Sparidae.
AUGCUCCGAAGGCUAGACCGUCCAAUUCAACAACGGUUGUCGCGGUCUUCGCAGGUCUUUCUGAAGGACUCGCCUUCGAAGCCCGCAAAGGCAGGGUCCUUCGAAGGAUGCAGACCCUGAAUUGAGACACAGCCACUGAUUGCAUACGGCGAAAUGUGACCGGAUGUAGUGGGACAUCCUGGUACUUUUGGCAUACUAAAUAGCAAAGAAGUAUGGGUAUUGAACCGGUGGAACAUUUGUCGGCGUGGACACGGGACUAUAGCUGUGAAAACGUCCAUUUGUAAAUUUCAGGAUGAGUAUGGAAGCCUGGUACAUGGAUACAUCUGUUGAAGACCAGAAAAAGCCUCACAGACUGAACCCAAAUGAGCCCGUUUCACUGGACGAAUUAAAAAAACUUGGGGUCUUUCAUUGGAAGCUGAACACUGAUAUCUAUGAAUCAGACCCAGAGCUGGAGCAGAUCCGUAGAGAGCAAGGCUACUCCUAUAUGGACAUAAUCACUAUUCACCCGGACAAACUACCCAACUAUGAAGAAAAGGUGAAGAUGUUCUUUGAGGAACACCUGCAUUUGGAUGAUGAGAUUCGCUACAUCCUGGAUGGCCAGGCCUACUUUGACAUCAGGGACAAAGAGGACAGAUGGAUCCGCAUUGCCAUGAAAAAGGGGGACCUGAUCAGUCUGCCAGCUGGCAUCUACCACCGUUUCACUGUGGAUGAGACUAACUACACCAAGGCCAUGAGGCUGUUUGUGGGGGAGCCAGUAUGGAAAGCUUACAACCGCCCCGCUGAUGACUUUGAAAUCCGCCAGGAGUACGUGGCUUCUCUGCAGGGAUCCUGAGAUGAGAGGGAGCUCCAGUGCACAACACUAACAGCAAAGUGGAUAUAACCACUAUUUGUACUAGACUGAGGGCUACUAAUAUGAUUAGACUUGUAUAAUGCACCGAAAUGAUCUUUAGUGGUGAAUGAAAUGAUGGAGCCUACUUUAGUAUUAUAUAGGUUAAUACAUUGGAAUAGUCAUGAAAUAAUAUGUAACUGAUAUAUAAUUAUUUAAAGGGGACAUUUACCAUAAGUUGUUCUACUUCUGAUUCCUGAGCAUAUUCCAUAUGUAAUUUCAUUUCAGUAAAUGUUUGAGUCCAGGACUCAUAAUGGAACCUUAUUUCCUUUACCACAGGACAUUGUACAGUGCCUUAUUCUCUUUAAUCAGUUGUAUUUGGUGCCAUACAUGCCCUCAACAGCAUGUUCUAUGAAUGACUGUUGUGCAACUACUUCAUUUUUUAUUUUUCUUAAUUUCAUGUUCAUAUAUUUCUGAAACACAGGUGAAGGAUGUGACUUGAUCACCCUGUGCUAAUGAGCUGGAGCCUGUUUGACAGAUUCAGUUACAGUUUUUGUUCUAUGAAAAAUUAAGAUGAUCUUUCCAUUAAAUCAGACAAGUUGCUUCAUUUAGGAUAAAACAAAAUUUUAUUUUUUAAUAAAUAUGAUUGAACACAACAUGUUGCCAGUAAUAAUUCAAGAUGAAUAAGGACAACACAUACGUUUUUACAGAGAUUUUUGAUGAUGAUCAUUUUAAAUGGAAAGAAACCCCCAUCAAAUUCUGAUAUGUACAAUUUUGGAUUCUAAUAAUUACAUUUUUGUUUAUUAGACAGGAUAAUCUGAACUGUUUGUUUGUUUGUUGAUUUAAUCUAUACUGUGUGAUUAGAAUUUCUUUCAUAAAAAAACAGUUUGACAUUU